AUGCUGAAUCUAUCACGUGCCAUGGCCAUGCAAAUAGCAUGUCCAUCUAGCUCCAUAGCGCGUACAAUGAGCAACGUAACGCCCGCUAUUAUCACGGACGAUACGCGCAUCCGUGCCGUCUUACCGACACUCAAACUGCUUCAAUCGGGUGCCUGCACGGUGUUGUGCUCGCAUCUGGGCCGUCCUGACGGUGAGACAAAGAAUGAGCUCCGUCUUACGCCCGUAGCCACACGUCUUGGUGAGCUACUUGGUAGCCCCAUUAUAAACCUAGACGACUGCGUCGGUCCACAGGUGGACGUAGACAUUGAAGCGCUGGCGACGGCAGAUCGUCCGCCGAGGAACGUCUGUUUUUACAGACAAGAGACAAAGAAUGAUCCUGAGUUUGGCGAACCAGCUCGCUCAGCGGAACUGAUAUCUAUGUCAAUGACGCGUUCGGCACGCUCACCGUCGCUCACGCUUCGAUGGAAGGUGGACCAAUUACAUCAAAACCAACGUGGCAGGGUUUUUGAUUUAGAAGGAGCUCGCGCACCCGUCCGGUGCAGUGGACGCCUUGGACGUCCGUUGGGUGCCAUCGUUGGCGGCGCCAAGGUGUCUACCAAGAUUCCCGUGCUCAAGCCUUGCCGCAAAAGUGUGACAACAUUAUGA
Molecule: messenger RNA, 645 nt
Organism: Peronospora farinosa
Lineage: Eukaryota; Oomycota; Peronosporomycetes; Peronosporales; Peronosporaceae
Source: the annotation of a GenBank genome assembly